This is a messenger RNA of Fundulus heteroclitus (mummichog), 3937 nucleotides long. Its product is annotated as protocadherin Fat 4-like. Lineage: Eukaryota; Metazoa; Chordata; Actinopteri; Cyprinodontiformes; Fundulidae. The record is from RefSeq and is a predicted model, not a curated record. Bases 172 to 2688 code for a protein of 838 amino acids. Gene Ontology annotation, molecular function: calcium ion binding. The transcript is spliced from 8 exons.
UAUGUUUUCUUUAAUUUUUCAGGUGAAAGGUGUGAACAGCCCAAAGAUCACUGCAGAUCUACACCAUGUUUUCAGGGCCACUGCAUUAACCUACAAACAGGAUUCCUCUGCAGCUGUCCCUUUGGAGUCAGUGGCGUCCACUGUGAGGAGCUCAGUUAUGGCUUUGAAGAAAUGUCCUUUGUGGAAUUUCCUCCACUAGAUCGCAGAACUAAUUUAAUUUAUUUUGAGUUUGCAACAGUGCAGAGAGACUCCCUACUUUUGUAUAACCCUGGAACAUCAUCCAGCAGGGAGUUCUUUGCACUGGAGAUACUUGGCGGCACAAUACAACUCUCCUAUGACCUUGGAGACGGACAUGUAAAGUUGCAGACACACAAACAAGUUGCAGAUGGGCAUUUUCACAGUGUUACUGUCAGGAGGAUUGGCAAUAUGGGGUCUUUGGUUGUGGACAAUUGCACAGACAUUGUGAACAUUGGAUUUUGUUUUUCAGAGAGUGAUGGCAUUUUCUCAGAAAGGACUCUUGACGUUGGCAAUACUAAUAUGACAUUUGGAGGACUGAGAAGUCUAGAAUUAAUUUUACAACAUCCAAGUCAGAUAAUGACACAUGACUUUGUUGGAUGCAUUCGAAAUAUUCAUAUUAAUGGCAUCCUGCUUGGACCUUCUUCGGGCCUUGCAAAAUAUAAUGUCUUUGACAGGUGCAUUCGAGCAGCCUUGUCAGGAUGCAACAGCUUCCCAUGCAAGAAUGGGGGAGUGUGCCAUGACCUUUGGUCUGACUAUGUUUGCGAGUGCAAAACUCCCUUUACAGGAAGAAACUGUAAUACAGAAAUGUCUGAAGAGCUUGUGUUGCAUUUCAAGGGAAAAGAUUACAUUGAGUAUGUCAUCAAGGAGAGAUUCAAGAGAGAUCUUCUGCUUAAAGACCUGAUGGAUGAUCCAAAACAGGAAAAGACGACAGACAAAACUCUGAUUACGGUCAAGUUCAAAACAAAAGAAGAAGGAACCUUACUCUUUAUUCAAGGAACGAGAGGAAGCAUUAUGCUCAUGGUAAGAGACAGAAAACCUGUGUGCACUUUCAUAGAUACAUCAGGACAUGUGUCAGAGUUCAAUGUGGAGCUUUUAGUUGCAGACGGGCUCUGGCACAUCCUAUCUUUAUUGAGCAGUGGGCACAACACUUCUCUUUCUGUGGAUGACAAUAUGGUCUUAAAUGUUACCGAACAAAACGCAGACUUCAGACUUGUUAGCUUGGAAAAGAUCACUCUUGGUGCAGCUCCAAAAAGACAUACAAAGCUCCAACAGUCAGGGUUUAGCGGAUGUGUGGAGUAUUUAAACGUCAGCGGUCACACUCUGCCUGUCAGUGGACACAGUUUAAUGAUGGUGGCCUGGCCAAGCUUGACUCUCCCCCAGCCCAGCUGCAGCUCUCCAGGUGUCUGCAUCUUCUCACCUUGCUCCGAUGAGGACAACUUUACGAGAACAUGUCUUUCAGACUGUCGGCACCGGAGGAUGUGCAGACCUGCAGGACAGGACGGAUCUUGCAUCUGUUUGCAGAAUGUCUCCAGUCAUUUUUGUGAUAUCUGCACUGCCAACGAUGAGUGCUCAGAGACACAGCGCAAAGGUCCUUUGUGGGUCAUAGGUGUGGUUCUCCCUCUGAUCACCAUCACGGUAGUUGUAUGUAUGUUCGUGAUUCUAUACAGACAGAGACAGUGCGAUUCGAAGCUUAAAAAUGAGAACUUAUCACACAAAACAGGGCACGGAACUGAAAAUGCUAAUUUUUGUUUUGAUGACAACCUGAUGCCCAAUGCUGCUCUUUCAACCUCAAAAGGAAAACCUCACGACCAAAUGAGUGCAUUUCAGCAGAGGUCAAAUGAGAAGUUCAAUAGUGAUGCUUUUCUUUCAUGUGCACAGCUGAUGCUUCCGAGUGAGCUGGAGUAUUAUGAGAUUGGCAGCGUCUCUAGUGCAUUUAUUUCUGACAACUCACCAAACCUCAGCUGGCACAGGCAUUUAUACAGUGCAAAACGUCUUAAAAAAGAUUCAAACCAUUGGGGGGACCUUAGAACGCUGAUAAGUAAAUUUAAAAAAGAGAGCCCCAGAGAAGAAAAAUGUCCACCAAAGCUGCAAAAUGUCCCCACACAACACAAACAGUCACUGUGUAAACUUGACACAGAGCAGCAGUGGCAGAAAAUGCCCUGUUACACGAAAGAAUUCCCACAUCCAGAGCUCCUGGAGCCUACACAACCACUCAGUUUUGAAGAAAUUAAAAAACUAAAUGCUCCUCCUGAGCGACCAUUUUCACAUCCGGCACAUUUAAAGUCUGAACCCGUAGAGUUUACUAGGACAACAGAGGCCUCAUCUGAAUGCGACACAGACAGCACGUUUACUUGCUCUGAGUCUGAGUUUGAGCAGUUUUCCAUCAUCACUGGCAAGAAGUAUAAGCAUGAGCAGGCACUCCCAUCAGAGUGCAACAUAGGGCAGGAUGGCACUCCUGGUAACUCAUGCUUUGAACUAACAUCCUCCUCCACUGUAGGUCGGGACAAUAACAAGAGGGAUCCCUUUGCUAUGUUUGAACAAUGGGAAAAAAAUGUAAAUGUGCCCCUGGCUUUUGACAGCUAUGCUGCAGUAUUUGAGGAUAUUGCAAGUAUACCCAUAGAGUUGAGUCAUAGCUGUGAUACGCAAAGUGAUGAGGAGGAAAUUAUUUGAAAGGUCAGAGCAGACAUGAAGUAGAUUAGUGUGACCAGUUGAUUAUAUCAGACUCAAUGCUUGCUCAAAAUAGUUCUAUAAUGUGGUUCUCUGUGAUAAAUAAGUCUUUCUGGCUAGCUAUCUUGCUUUUGAUCACAAUUGUAACUUUUCUUUAAAAAAAAAAAUCUUUUCAUUCUUUAUAUAAUGUUCUUAUUUUUUCAAUGAAAUUCUAAAAUAAAAAAAGCCAGAGAGUGCAAUACUAGUGAAAAAGUUGUAAAUUGUUUUUAAAAUACUUUGCUCUUAUGCUUUCUACAAUCUGCAUCUCCUGUCUUGCAGUGCAUGUUCGCAUUUUGGAUGCAAUGGGUCUAAAUAUGAGGAAAACAUGAGUAAAUUAAGCUGAUUUUGUAAAACACAUAAUGUGUUACCAAUCUGAAUAGUGCAUUGUAUUAAAAUAUCUUAGAGAGAUCUACAAGAGCUUGAGAGAGGACAACAAGAAUAAACUAAAAAGCUAAAUGCAAAGAAUUAACUAAUACAGAGACAUCUACUAACAAUAAUGAACACAGAGAAAUUAACUGAAUACUGACACAAGCUGGCAUUUGAAUCCAGAAUCUUCUUACUAUUAGGCAUGCCACCAUACCCCCGGUAAUUUAGGACUACGGUGUAAAACGCAGCAAAGCACUGUUUCACAUGCAGUUACUGAAUUAACUACUGAAACACCACUAAACCUCUGAGCAAAUGAAAAAGAUUGCCUGUCUUUUGUCUCUCCUAAUCGCAGCAGCUGUGGGCAGCGGCGCCCCUCCGUAGUGGCUGACAGGUAGAGAAAAAGAAAGAAUCUCUAGAACUUAGGAAUUUUAUUUUGCUGUUGUAGAUAAAAAUGACGUAGCAAAGUAUCAUUUCACAUAGAGGUAUUCACUAAUGAAGCAAGACUAAAUGUCUUUGAGCAAAUAAAAACAUGAAAAAAUAUACAAAAAUCAAGUGCAAAAGCAACAAGGCCUGAGAAAUUAUCUCAUGUUUAGCCUUUUACAUCUGUCCUAAUUUAAAAAUUAUUUACUCUCAACAGCAGUGUUUAAGUCUGUGAAUCUAAAAAAAUAUAAGGUGUAUGCAAUACAGGAUUUUUGGUUUUGAUAAAUUCCUGCUCAUGUAUCUUCCUCAGGAAAACUAAACUUGUGAUGAUGAUCUGGGUCAGUUUCCUCUGUAAAGUCAGAUCUUUUUUAAGUUUUUGGAGUUUUGCAUUAAAUAAACAGAGCAUGUGAAAACUGCAUAAAAAUAA